AUGAAUGGUAUAGGUCCUUCGGGAUCGCAGCAACAGGACAAGAAAUAUGUAACUCAACGCCGUACCGUGGAUAUGAGCUCUCCAUAUGACAGGUUGUACUUUUUGAAGAGACAUGGCCUGCCAAUUCCAUUCAUCGAACCUGAAACAACAUACACAACUUACGUGUUACCACCAGACGCCUAUGUACAUAACAGACGUGUGGUAAAUACACCUACCAAAUUCACACAUCUCAGUUCUAACAAAGUAAAGCAUGUCAUUCCGGCAAUUGAAUGGACACCCGAAGGUAGACGGCUUGUGGUUGCAACAUACAGUGGUGAGUUCUCGUUGUGGAACGGUUCAACUUUCAAUUUUGAGAGUAUUAUGCAAGCACAUGAUAGUGCAGUUGCCGCUAUGAAAUACUCUCAUGCUGGAGACUGGUUGAUUAGUGGAGAUUCCGAUGGAACUAUCAAAAUAUGGCAGCCGAACUUUAACAUGGUCAAAGUUCUUGAUGAGGCGCACACCCAAUGUAUACGUGACAUAUCAUUUAGUGUGACAGAUUCUAAAUUUGUGACUUGCUCUGAUGACAAUAUAUUGAAAAUCUGGAAUUUCAGUAAUGGUCAGCAGGAGCGGGUUCUAUCAGGCCAUCACUGGGAUGUGAGGAGCUGUGACUGGCAUCCUAGUAUGGGUUUAAUAGUCUCGGGUUCGAAAGAUAAUUUGAUUAAGCUGUGGGAUCCAAGAUCAGGACAAUGUGUCUCUACAAUUUUAGGUUGUAAGCAUACUGUAAUGAAGACAAAAUUCCAGCCAACAAAAGGAAACUUACUUGCGGCAAUUUCGAAAGACAAAAGCUGUAGAAUAUUUGAUAUACGACAAAAUAUGAAGGAACUAGCGGUUUUCCGCGAUGAAUCGGAUUAUAUGUCUCUCACGUGGCAUCCCAUUAAUGAAUCCACUUUCACCGUUGGCUGUUAUGAUGGCUCAAUGAAACAUUUUGAUCUUUUACAAGAUCCGCAGACCUCCUCUUCAGGGUGCUUCCACGAUAUACCGUAUGCACAUGAUAAAUGCAUAACGUCUCUUUCUUACAGUCCAGUCGGCCACAUCCUGGCCAGCGCUUCCAAAGAUCGAACAAUCAGAUUUUGGACUCGUUCAAGACCUGUUGAUCCUAACGCUUUCGAUGACCCCACAUACAACAAUAAAAAGGUAAACGCAUGGUAUUUCGGGAUUAAUAAUAACAUCAAUGCCAUUAGACCAAAGACCGAAGAUGGCAUCGCCUUGCCUCCGGCUACUUCCGACUCCACGACUUCAACUAACGCAUCGGGGCCUAACGUAAUACCGGGCCUUCCGGCCAAUCCAUCAGUAGGUGUAGGCCUGCCUGGUUUGAACUUUUAG
Messenger RNA from Lachancea fermentati, 1362 nucleotides. Lineage: Eukaryota; Fungi; Ascomycota; Saccharomycetes; Saccharomycetales; Saccharomycetaceae. The record is from the annotation of a GenBank genome assembly.